This is a messenger RNA of Uloborus diversus, 5866 nucleotides long. Its product is annotated as E3 ubiquitin-protein ligase RBBP6-like. Gene Ontology annotation, cellular component: nucleus. Lineage: Eukaryota; Metazoa; Arthropoda; Arachnida; Araneae; Uloboridae. Gene Ontology annotation, biological process: protein ubiquitination; mRNA processing; ubiquitin-dependent protein catabolic process. The record is from RefSeq and is a predicted model, not a curated record. The transcript has 15 exons. Bases 151 to 5400 code for a protein of 1749 amino acids. Gene Ontology annotation, molecular function: zinc ion binding; nucleic acid binding; ubiquitin protein ligase activity.
UGUUUGAUUCAGAUAGGAAAUAUUCUAAAAUGCUUUGCAGAAGAAUAGUGCAGAUGUGGAAAGAACGACACUCUUCUGCUCAUUGGUGAUGGAUUGUGUCCUGUUCUGCAAUAUAAUUUCCGUUUGAACUCCUGCAUUAAACAAAUAACAAUGUCUGUUCAUUAUAAGUUCAAGAGUAAUCUUGAUCACGAUACUGUGACGUUUGAUGGUUUGAAUAUAUCUGUGGCUGACUUGAAAAAAGCUAUAAUGCAACAGAAAAAAAUUGGGAAAAGUUCCGACUUUGAUCUACAAAUCACUAAUGCUCAAACAAAGGAAGUUUACGACAAUGAUGAAAUACUAGUUCCUAAAAAUACAUCUGUCAUUGUUGCCCGAAUUCCUGUUGCCACUGGAAACAAGAAAACCUGGGACAAACAAGAUCUCCCACUACCAAUAGAUGAUGACGAUCUAGGUCAAAUUCGCUAUGACAGAAUUGUCAAGAAUGCUGAUUUGGUAAAUGCCAAUACAACAGAAGAAGAUAAAGUGAAAGCUAUGAUUACCCAAUCUAGUCAGGAAUAUGAUCCAUCAAAAUAUGUGAAGAGCCGCAGUAUGACAGGACCUCUUCCCCCUACUUAUACGUGUUACCGUUGUGGCAAGCAGGGGCAUUGGAUAAAAGACUGCCCAACAAAUAAUCCGGACGUGAAACGUAGUACAGGAAUCCCUCGUAGUUUUAUGGUUCCUGUAGAUGGUCCUGAACAUAGAGGGGCUCUUCUAACAAGUACAGGAGAUUAUGCUGUUCCUCUUAUUGAUCAUCAAGCAUACAAAGAAGUAAAAAAAGAAAAGCCACCUUUUGUUCCUCAGGAUGAACCAGUUGUUCAGCAAGAGGCUCAAAUAAGAGAAGAAUUACUUUGCAUGGUGUGUAAAGAUUUGUUACAGGAUGCUGUUCUGAUUCCUUGCUGUGGAAAUAGCUUUUGUGAUGAAUGUGUACGACAAGUUUUGUUGGAAUCGGAUAAUCAUGAAUGCCCAGUUUGUCAUGAUACAGAUGUAUCUCCAAAUACAUUAAUCCCAAAUCGUUUCCUACGUACUGCAGUAUUAAAUUUCAAAAAUGAAACCGGAUACACUCGUGCAAGACAUGUCAUAUUAGUCAAGUCUCCCCCAUCUAUUUCUCAAUCUGUAGAAUCUCCACAGCCCUCUCCUGAUUCCACUGUGGAAUCGCAUCCGACUGAGAUUCAAUCCGCACAUAUUCAAAAUGAUGAUAAUGUUCAUGAAGAACAUGAUGGACCUGCAGAAAGUAAAGUCGAGGUUGAUAAUUCCGAAGAUGGUAAAAAGGAACCUGUAAAGGAGAAAAUUGUUGAAGAAAAAACUAGCAGUCCUAGAAAGUCUCCUAAAGAAAACGUAGAUGAAGAAUUGGAUAUGCAGCCAGGAACUCCUCUAGCUGAUGAGCCUCCUGAAGAUUUAGUUGAAGAGUCUUUACCCAUUCAAACGAUUGGUCGGGAGCCACAUAUUAGUGAAAGAUACGAUUACCAUUCAGGAUCAAGAUAUAGUCGAUCUCGGCAUAGUGAUAACCGCCAUUACAGAGAAGAAACUUCAUCUUAUGAAAAUCCUAUAAGCACAAUAGGGACGAUUACCAAUUAUCGUAAAAAUAAAUAUGGUGGUCCUUUCAAUCAUUUAGUGCCUGUGCGUCAACAAUAUCCCAAUCAAAGAAACAAUCGAGAUGAAAGAAAUGAAAAUUAUCCACGUGAAAGAGAAGAUUAUAGAACUCGCUAUGAUCGGAGGCAUCAUGCUGAGCAUGGAUCACAACGAAACUCUCACUACAAUCGAUAUGAAAGGUCCCCUCGAGAUACUAGAUAUAAUGUAGCGGACCAUGAAUAUCCAGUGAAUGAGCUGGAGCAUUCUGAGGAUCCGUAUAAUAGUCACUUACAUGUAGAAGAGCCCUCCCAUAGGAGACCAGAAAGAUAUCGCACUCCUCCAGCCAUUCCAGUGCAUAUACCUCCAAGUAUCCCUCCUGCAAUUUAUGCUAUACCUCCAAAUUUACCUGCACAUCAGCCUAUGGUUCCUGUACCUCAGGUGUUUGCACCACAACCCCCUCCUCCAGGUGCCUCUCCAAUUGAAACGUGUCAGAUAGCUGCUCAACCUCCUCCCCCAGGUGUUGGUCCUUUGUUGCCUCCUGUUGCAAGUGAUCCUGCUGUUACAUUCCCUAGUCAUAAUCAUACUUAUAAAAAAGAUGAUCCUCUCAAAGAUGUUAAGAAAGAAGAUGGAAGGAGUAUUGAUGAUAAAAUAGAAGCUUUUCAAAGAGAACUUGAGAAAAGGGAUCGAGAAUACUCGAGGGAUAGAGGUUCCCGCAGCAGAAGUAGGAGCACGAUUCAUGAAAGAUCUCGUUCUUCUUCAAGAUCACGUUCCUAUUCAUCUAAAUCGUGGUCUCGAUCUGCAUCUCGAAGUACAACUAGGACAUCACGGUCACGUUCUCGAACCCCAUUCUCGAGCCGAUCCCGCUCCCGUUCAUAUUCUCACUCAAGAUCUAGGUCUUGGUCUAAACCUCGAUCUUAUUCUAGAUCACGUUCCCGUACAAGAACAGAAUCUUCGCGAUCUCGUUCAAGAUCACGAGCUGAAUCUAGACUGCGCAGAAGGAAUACUUCUAGAGAUCGAAUACGGUCUCCUAGAGGAAGAACACGAUCACGUUCAUUCUCUCCUAAAGAUUAUAGAUCAGCAUCUCACAAAGGAAUAUCAUCGUAUGCAAAUAAGCAUGGAUAUGGACCACCACAGUAUGGGUCAUCAUAUCAAUCACAAUAUGGACCACCUCCCGUUUUGCCUCUUCCUGUUAUGCGACCUUCAGCAUUCCCUCCUCACCAUGUACAUCCAUUACACAUACCUGCACCAUCUGUUCAUACUAGGCCAGCUAAUCACUAUGGUAUGGAACGUGGACCUAAGUACCCAUUGCCAUAUAAUGAUUCUUAUCCAAUGUAUGAUAUGUAUCAACCAAAAUAUCCCCAAAGAUUUGAGAGAGAUCAGCGAGAGCAAAGAAUAAUAAGAUAUGAUAAAAGGCAAGACUAUGAAAGACAACAAAGACAAACAGAAGAAGAAAUUCCUCAUAGAAUUCCUGGUUGGGUUGGGGAUAGAUCAAGACAGUAUCGUCCUCGUUUUAGAGAAGAUAGAGAUCAGCAACGGAAAGAGAUCAAAGAGUUGCCAAAAAUAGCAGAAAGUGUUGUAAGAGUUGUUCAUGUCAAAGAAAGUACUGAAGAGUCUCAGGUAAAAAAGAAAGACGAAAAAGUUGUGAAGCAUAAAAAACAUCACCAUCAUCAUAAAAAUAAAGAAGUUAAAAAAGUAGAGAAAUCUGAAAACAAAAUACCUGUAGUUAUUGGAGCUGAAAAACCUACCGAACCUUCAAGGAACUUGAUAAAAGUUGAAGUUGUGUCAGAUAAAGUCAUUGAAAGCAAACCUUCAUCUGAUUCGUUAAAAGUGUCAAAAAAUCCAGAAAAAUCGAAAGAAAAGAAGCAUAAGCAUAAAAAACAUAAAGCUGGCAAUGAACAAAUUCCUAAAAAGAAAAAGUCAAAUAAAAAAGAAAAAUUAGAAGGCCUUACUAGCACAGAUUCUGAGAUGCCAGCCAAAGUUAAAGUCAAGAAGAAAAAAAUUAAGCUAAAGCCUGUUAUAGAAGUUAAAGAAGAUGGUGAUGCUGCUAAGGAAAUAGAAAGCAAAACAGAAUCAGACAAUGUUAAAUUAGAAACUGAAAUUGAAAAAGUUGAUGAUACAACUGUUAAGAAAGAAACCCAAGAGCAGUCAGCUGAUACCCUUAAUCUUUUUGCUGAAGAAAUAGAAAGCGAAGCUGGAAUUUUUGGUUCAGAUGCUGUACCUGAAGCUGACUCAACUGAAAAUGUUGAUAAUAAUCUAUCUGUCAAUAGUUCUGCAGCUGAGGUUGAAAAAACUGAAGAAGCUGUCAUUAGUGAGGAAGAGGUCGUAGAGAGUGUUGAAGAUGAAAAUGUUUUACAUGUUGAUGUACCUGCUUUGUCAAAAUGGGAAAGAGAAGAAAUCGAUGAUGACUUUGUUGCUAAGCCACAAAGAAGGAGUGCUGUUGUUGUUCCAAAGGAUGAUAAAGGCUCUAUUUCUUCUGAUAUUAUUCAUAGAGCUGAAUUAGCUUUGUUAUCAAAACCUUUCAAACCGAGAAUAGAGACCAAAGAGAAAAAUGAAUCAAGGGGGUCAAGCAUCACAUCAAGUCCUGAAGCAGGCAUUCCAAAGCAUAAAGAAGUCCCAGAGCUUAAAAGUGUCGUAAAUUCAGAAAAGUUAACUUCUCCAAACUUACAAGUCACUAUAUUAACUUCCAAAGAUAGGCGAUCUGUUCGUUCUAAAAAAGAAGAUAUUUUAAAAAGUGUUAGUGUUAAACACCAAUCUAGACAUUUAAAAUCUGACAGAUCAAAUGCAAGUAGUAGGCAGCAUGAUGAGCAACAUUUGCACCGGACAAUAACUUUGCAUGCUAGUAAGAUUGAAGAUAGGAGUAGGGAAUUCAGAGAUCAUAGUAGUGAUAGACGUGAAAGAAGAUAUAGCCCACUGAGAGAGCCAAUGUCGUUCAAAAGAACAUCUUCUCGUGAAGGAAGAGAAGUUAGUAGGAAAACCGAGUGGGACACCCGACGAGAUGAAAACUUAAACCCUAAGGAUGAUCGUAAGUACAGGAGUAUGGAAUAUGAUCGUCAUCCAAGAAGUGGCGAUUACAAUGCUCGCGAUGUGAGUAGAUCUGAUCGAAGAAAAGUAAUCACUGAUCAUGCUUCGCAGCCUAAAAGUAAGAGACCUAAUGAAAGAGAUGGAUAUCGAUCGUUUGAAAGAGUACAUAAGAUUGUCAGUUAUAGAAAAUCUCGAUCAAGAAGCUUAGAGUCAUCUGAAAGCCAUUCAUCAUACAAAAGAAAACCUAGUGAAAAGCAGCAUGUUGACAUACAUGAAAGUCGGUCCAGGGAAAAAGGUCAAAAUCUUCAAGGUAACGUACCUCAACGCAGAAAGCAUUCUCCUAUUAGAGCACCUGAUAAACAUGACUCUUUAUCGGAUCGUAUCAAGCCUCCGAAAAGAGAUUUUCAUGAUGAUUUAAAAUUUGAACCUGAUUACGAUGAAUAUAGUGAUGUGGACGAAAGAGGUUCUGAAGCAAAAGAAAGACGUAAAAGAAGAAGUACUUCUCCUGGAGUUGAGAAGAAACGUUCCAAAAUUGAAAAAUUAUCAAACAUUCCAGAGUCAGUUGUGAAAGAAAAGUCGAACAUUGUAAGUAGUGGUAGCUCUUCUGCUCAGAGUGAAAGUGAUUCUUCAGAGUCAGAUGAACAAAAAGGUUCUAAAAGUAAAAAUUCUGAUCCAGAACACAAACAAAAGCAUAAAAAGUCGAAGCACAGAAAGCAUAAGAAACACAAAAAGCAUAAAAAGAAAAAAAGUCACAAAUCUAAACAAAAAGAAUAGUGUGAUAUUGCAGAGCUUUGUUCUUAAGUUUAUGUUAUGGUGACCAACUUAAAUAUGUAUUUUACUUAAAGUGUCAAAAUGUUAUAUAAGUUUUUUUUUUUUUUAAAGUACAAAUUGUGUAUGAUGUGUUAAAGAGGAUAAGACCUUCUAAAUCUUGAAAUCUUUGUUCAGUUUUCGUUUUACAUUGUUUUAUUUUUCUGUGUGACAUGUGCCUGCAAACAUGUACAUAUUGUGUGGGGGGGGAUGUAAAGCAGCAACAAAUGUAUAAAUCAUUCAAAUUCCUGUUAGGACUAGACCUGUAAAAAAUAUUAGGAGGUACUAAAUUUCUUCUUCAUCUGUUAAAAAAUGUCUUGAAUGCAUUGUGCAAGAACUUUUUUUUCUGAAACAAAUUAUUAUUCAUCUCAUUUGUGAAUAAACCUCAUUAAUAUAUUUGUACAUAAAAUAGGUCAUUUGUAUAAUAAAUUGU